AUGCAUUAUCGCAUGUGGGGAAAGUAUGGAUUUAUGGCCUUGAAGAUAGAUAUGAGUAAGGCAUAUGACAAGGUGGAGUGGGUGUUCUUGGCUAAGCAUUUUGAUACAUAUCUGGGAUUACCUACAUUAGUAGGGAAAGCACCGUCCCGUUGUACACGACUAGAUGCAUGUGCGAAAGUGGAGGAACUAAAGGAUAAGGACUUAGGAGGUUGGAACACUAAGUUGAUGCAGGAGAUUUUUAGUACUAGUGAACUUGAGACUAUUUGUAGCAUUCCAUUAAGUAAAUAUAGCCAUGUAGAUAAGAUGAUAUGGAGGUCAACUAAUACAGGCUUAUUUACUGUACGAAGUGCCUAUUACAUGGAAAAAGAUAGGAUCAAUUCUCUAAAAGGAGAAGGCUCAUCUAGGUCGGGUUAUACGCAUGUGUGGAAAGCAGUUUGGAGUUUACGGGUUCCAAAUGCCACUAAGGUGUUUCUAUGGCGUGCGUGUGCUGAUAUUCUCCCGAUGAAAGAAAAAUUACUGCAGAGGAGAGUUGUUGAUGAAGAUUUGUGUAUUUUUUGUGAACGGGAACAAGAAACUAUGAUGCAUAUAUUAUGGAAAUGUCCCUCAUCGAUGGAUGUAUGGGGUGUGUGUGAUAGGAGAAUUCAAAAAACCCAAGCGCAAAACAUAACAUUUCUGGAUGUGGUGGACAAUUUACUUUUGAGGUGUAAUGGUGAGGAGAUGAAUCUGUUUGCUUUAUUUGCGAAGAGGAUAUGGGCACGACGGAAUACAGUUGUACAUGGUGGAGAGUUCCUUCAUCCUAGUAGACUUGUACAGGAGGCAGGUUUAACUCUUUCCCAAUUUGCAAAAGUGUCUGGUAGAGGUGAGGAAUUUGUAGAUGUGCUGCACCAUGCGUCAAUUGGUAUGGAGAGAUGGGCAAAACCUCCUUUUGGUAGGUAUAAGGUGAAUUGGGAUGUUGCUGUUGAUAAGCAUAAAAAAUGUUUGGGCUGUGGUAUAAUAGUUUGGGACUACAAAGGUUUUGUCAUUGCAGAGAGACUUAAUGCUCUUCAAGAACCUGUGAUUGCGGAAGCUAUGUCAGCUUUAGUAGAUGUGGAAUUUAGUAGGGAUUUGGGUAUUUAG
This is a messenger RNA of Corylus avellana, 1116 nucleotides long. Lineage: Eukaryota; Viridiplantae; Streptophyta; Magnoliopsida; Fagales; Betulaceae. The record is from RefSeq and is a predicted model, not a curated record.